Messenger RNA from Cloeon dipterum, 950 nucleotides. It is a transcript of the gene bonsai, whose product is annotated as 28S ribosomal protein S15, mitochondrial. Gene Ontology annotation, molecular function: structural constituent of ribosome; RNA binding. The transcript is spliced from 4 exons. The coding region runs from base 86 to 877 and encodes 263 amino acids. Gene Ontology annotation, biological process: mitochondrial translation. Gene Ontology annotation, cellular component: ribosome; mitochondrial small ribosomal subunit. The record is from RefSeq and is a predicted model, not a curated record. NCBI's taxonomy places the organism in Eukaryota, Metazoa, Arthropoda, Insecta, Ephemeroptera, Baetidae.
UUGCUACAUGCGUUCAAAACUGAUCACAACAACACGUCUCUUUUAAGCUUUUUUUUUUUGGAAAGUUAACUAAACUCGAGACAUUAUGAGUGUCUCGCUGAUUAAUUUAUUCAAGCGUGUUAACUUUCGCGAGACGGUAAAUGCUCCUAGAAGGCUAACCAAUCUGUUAGAGCUUAGUCAGUGGAGCAGAGGCUUGAAAACAGUGCAUUUGGAAUGGAAGCGACCCGAAAAGCUGGGGAGCAUUCACCCAAAGAACAGCGGUGACCUUGAGCCGCUGCCGGAACUGGACAAAUCGGAGGUUUUCCAGGAAUUCAAAGACGCCGGCAUCGACAUCGAGAAAAUGUCGCAGGAGCAGCGCAAGUUGUACACUCUGGGCUUUUUACCAGCCAUGUACGCUCACCGAACGCAACUGCAGAACGCCCUGAGCAAGGUGCAACGGCACCAGUUCGACACGGACUCCAUUGAAGCCAAAAUUGCUCGUGCCACUGUUAACAUCAGACGGCUGCAAAAUAUGCUGGCACAGGAACCCAGGAAUAAGAAACAAAAGGUGUUUCUCAAAGAAUUGAUAGAUAAGAGGAAAAGUAUGCUGAAUAAACUGCGAGAGGCUGAUUACAAACGUUUCGAGUGGCUGAUUGAACAGCUCAACAUAGAAUAUCGUCCACAACCAGAGAAUACAGCUAGAAUCACUAGAAAGAACUCGCUGCGGAUGCUGACUGAAGAGUAUUGCGACAAAGUGAAGAAUGAUCGAUUAGAGGCGCUCAAGAAAAAGAUGCAAGUUGAGAAGGAAAAGUUUGAAAUUGAGAAGAAACAAAUCCUUGAGUGGAUUGAAAAGGAGGAGGCCGCUUGUGAACAGUUAAAACAGUUGAUAUCUCAGUGAUUUGCACCAAAAUUCUGAUUGUUUCAUUAGGUGUCAAUAAAUUAAAGAUUAAUAAUGCUGCGUUUAUUUCAAA